AGUCCACUAUCCUCUAUCAUUGUCCUUUCUUUCUCUCUCUCUCUCUCUUGUUUCUCUUUCUACAAAAAAAAAAGGUUCCAACUUUGGGGAAAACACAAACAAGUGAAGUAGUAUAGUUAUAGUAGUAGUAGUGAAUGUUUUAGGCAUGGAUGCAUAUGAAGCAACAAAGAUAGUUUUAUCAAGAAUCCAAAAUUUAGAUCCAGAAAAUGCAUCAAAAAUCAUGGGUUAUAUUUUGAUACAAGACCAAGGUGAUAAAGAAAUGAUAAGAUUAGCUUUUGGUCCUGAAACCCAUUUAAUUUCACUUAUAAAUCAAGCCAAAUCUCAUUUAGGACUUUCGUCAAACACUUCAUCUGCAACUAGUUCAAGAAUCUUGAUUCCCAACAAUGGUGGGGUUGUUGGUUUUCCUUCUCCACAUUCACCUUGUACUACUUCACCUUGGUCUACUAAUAGUUCCCUCUCUUAUGCUGCUGUUGUGAAUAAUGGUUCUAUUUAUAGUAAUAAUAAUAAUGACCAAAAUAAUGAUGACUUGUCAUUUCUUGAUGAAUCAAUUAUAAGUCCAAGUGGAAGAAGUGAUUCUUUAGUUUGGAGCAAUUUUGAGGAAACCCCACAUCUUCAUAGGAGGAGUUGUUCAGUUAAUGAUGUUUUUGUUGAUGAUAAUAAUACUAGUAGUGUGGUGGGGUUUGGUGGUUGGAAACCUUGCAUGUAUUAUGCUAGAGGGUUUUGUAAGAAUGGGAAUACUUGCAAGUUUAUGCAUAGUGGUGAUUCUUGUUCUUCACCUGAUGGAGGGUCUAGUGUUGUUGUUGGUUCUCCUAGUAGUAAUAAAGUUGACUCUUUUGAUCAUUUUUUAAGGAUGAAAGCCUUACAACAACAACAACAACAACAACAAAGGUUUGCUGCUGCUUCUCUUAUGGCUUCUGGUGCUCCUCCUCAUCAUCCUAUUGCUUACAACAAGUGUAUGAAUAUCUUGAAUGAUAACCAAAGUCUGAAUUGCAGAUCAGCUGCCGCUGCAGCAUUUAUGAUGGGAGAAGAAUUCCAAAAAUUUGGUAGGUGCCGCUCUGAUAGAAAUGAUUUUUCAGCAAUGGCAUUAGGUGGUAUUUCGAAUUCAAGUAUGCGACAAAUUUACCUAACAUUUCCUGCUGAUAGCACGUUUAAGGAGGAGGAUGUGUCUAAUUACUUUAGUAUGUAUGGGCCGGUCCAAGAUGUUAGAAUUCCGUAUCAGCAGAAGCGAAUGUUUGGAUUCGUUACGUUUGUCUACCCAGAAACUGUUAAGCUGAUCUUGGCUAAAGGAAACCCUCAUUUUGUGUGUGAUUCUCGGGUACUUGUAAAGCCCUACAAGGAAAAGGGAAAAAUUGCAGACAAGAAGCAUCCAAUUGAUAGAGGAGAGAUGUCUACCUGUUUAAGCCCAUCAGGGCUUGAAUCGAGGGAGCCAUAUGACCUUCCCUUUGGAGGAAGAAUGUUUUAUAAUUCACAUGAGAUGAUGUUGAGAAGAAAAAUAGAGCAGGAGGCUGAAUUACAGCAAGCCAUUGAGCUUCAAGGCAGAAGGUUAAUGAAUUUGCAACUGCUCGACCUGAAGAAUCAACAUCGCAAUGAUCCCUUCCCACCCAACCUCUCUCCGCAGUUUCACUCUCAAAACAGUCAUAGUUUUGUUCCUGUGUCGAAUGGCAUUGCUCAAGAAAUCCCUGCAGAAAGUAAUGAUACCCAUGAAGAUACCAAGACCCCCCCUCUUGCAGCUGAUGAGAAGGUGCCUCAAGAAAUGCUGCCUAGCGAUAUUGACAACGAAAAUGGCAGCAAAGAGCAGACCACCGAUACCGACAACUCUAAUCUUCAUGAAAGCAGCAUGGAGCACAUCCUUCCUGAUAACCUUUUUGCUUCUCCUACAAAAUCAGCUGCAGAACACCAGGCUGCAUUCUCCAGUGAUUCAGCUGAAGGUGGCAUUAGUUCGCCAAUAACUAGUGCUACUUCUAACAAUAAUAUCCCUAUGCUUCCCGCAACUUCUACCCUCAACAUGGCUUCUCUUAAAUCAUGUUACUUCCACAUGCCGAGGUUUACUUCUGGGCAAGAAGCCAUUGAAAUGUAGGUGUUAAGAGUUGUGCAUGGCUAGCUAGGAGGGAUUAACUUAGAAACGUUUGAGUGGUACUACCAUAUAGAAGAAGGAAGUAAAAGUCCUCUAGCUGUAUAGCCAAACAAUAGAAGAAAGAUCGGUAAGGAAGAUCUCCUCAAGAUUGUUGCCAUCAUCAAUACCAUACUACUUACAACAAAUACAUAAUGUAUACGUAAAAGACAGAUGAACUGAUUAAUGGGAGUGGGGUAUCUCUCUCUAUCUCUCUAUUUUGUGUACCUUCUUUGUAGUUGUGUGUUGGACCACACUGAACAAUAGCAAAAGAAUCAAAAGGCAGACUAGUAGUAACCCUUAGUAUGAUAAUAGUAGUUUCCUUCCCCUUUCCUCCCCAUCUUUUCUCUGCUUUUACUGUUGUAACUUGCUAUGAUGUAAGUAAAAAGUUAAAGUUGAAAAAUGAAAAUGUCUUUUAGAUCUCA
Messenger RNA from Lycium ferocissimum, 2535 nucleotides. RefSeq names its product zinc finger CCCH domain-containing protein 22-like. The transcript has 9 exons. The record is from RefSeq and is a predicted model, not a curated record. NCBI's taxonomy places the organism in Eukaryota, Viridiplantae, Streptophyta, Magnoliopsida, Solanales, Solanaceae. Gene Ontology annotation, molecular function: metal ion binding; RNA binding. The coding region runs from base 146 to 2077 and encodes 643 amino acids.